This is a messenger RNA of Priapulus caudatus, 2904 nucleotides long. RefSeq names its product protein MAATS1-like. The record is from RefSeq and is a predicted model, not a curated record. The coding region runs from base 94 to 2250 and encodes 718 amino acids. NCBI's taxonomy places the organism in Eukaryota, Metazoa, Priapulida, Priapulimorpha, Priapulimorphida, Priapulidae. The transcript has 17 exons.
AUUCGAUGCGUUGCAACUAAAUGUAUUGUUAGUCACUGUGAGUCAUUUAAACGAUGGCAUCAAACACCAAAACACUAACGUUAAGGAAGUCUCAUGUACAAGCUUCACGAACUCAUGAUUAUUUAUACGGUUAUCAUGUUGUCGAAGAAAAAGUCAAACAGAUGCCAGGUUCAGAGACCACAUACAUAUCCUCUGUAUACUACGUCAAGUGAGAGGGACCACGCUCGUUCAUCAACCAAAGCGCAAACCUCUCUGGAACGAGUGAAACGACUCCCCAAGUAUGGCACGAUGUUCAGUGAGCUGCGUCACCACCCACGCUUCUCCGUGGAGCUGGACUCUACUGACCCUGUUCCGCCGUGGAUCAUGCGGGACUGGAGAGGAACUAACGAACAGAUGGGAAGCAGUGAACAGCACAUCACUGGUAGCGAGCGUUACAAAUUCUUCAGAAGGCCUUUGAUUCCCUUUAUCCAGCAGACACCAGCAGGAGUUGUUCUUGAUCAAACUGGCAGGGGAGAUGGCAUGUUGCUUCAGCAACAACCAGAAGAGCCCCAGCACUCGGAUAGCAAAACAAGAACUGUGUAUGUACAGACAGACUACAGAGACAGCGAGACUCAAACCUAUCCUUACAGCCCUGGCUAUCACAUCCAGCCAGGCUCGAAUCCUGAGAUCCUUACGCUCAGCACACUGGCAUGGGGGCAUGGACUACCAGCGGGACUAGCAGAGGUGGAGAUGAUAGAGAGAGCGCGGGCCAAGCGAGCGUGGGAGGCCACGUUGCCACCCAUCAGUGACCCGACACAGCUACAUAAAAGACAGCACAUGAUGGAAGAGAUGGAGAGAGAGGAAUGGGCAUUCAGGGAAACUGAAAUAUACAGGAUUCAAGAGGCCAGGUUAACGACUUUGAAGAGAUUGCUCAAGGACAGAGAGAAGCAAAACUUGCAACUGAACAAAAAGCGAUUGGAUAAGAUGUGGUCAAAGAAGCAAAAUGUGAAAGAAGAAAAGCUCAAACAUAUACAAGCUGAACAUGUGAAAGCAAUGCGUAAGCUCCUAGAGAAACGGAAGCAGGUGCUUGGGCGGCCACUUAAAAGGGACAUUGUGCAAGACUAUUCGAAUCAUGGAUCACAGACCUACGCGCCCAUUUGCCGUAAUGGUGUGUUCCAGGAUGUGAAUGCAGACCAGUACAGAGUGAAAAGCAAAUACCUAGACUCCUACUCAGGUCUGUUGGAGCUGGAAGCAUUCCUGCCUGAUAACGUGCUCGAACCUUCCAUCACACCUCCAAAGCCGAAAUUCACCGAUAAAGACGGGUUCGUUAAGCGAGCGUUUCGACGGGAGAAGGAACUCGAUGAGGUGUAUGCCGCCAUCAAGAAGGAGCAGCAGGCACCGACUCCAGUGAAGUCCGCUCCACGCUACCUGCAAAAGAUUGAGAAGCCAGUGCCACGACCUCCCACUCCCACAGUGUCUAUUCCAUGUGAGGAAGAAGAACAGCGAGAGUUGGCCGUCAUCCUUUUGCAGAGGGUCGUGCGAGGUCGCGCAAUCCAAAACAUGAUGUAUGAGGGCAAGGGACGUCGGGCAGAGCUCAUAGAUGAGCUGCGUAGCACUCACGCCCUGCAGACGGCAGAACAGCAGGUGAAGAAGCUGGACAGACAGGCCACCAUGGCACUGCAGAGGCACAUAAAGCUACUCGAAAACAAGGAGUAUCGCAUAGACGAAGUGCUGAGUGAGAUGGAAGGCGGUGCCAUCGCUGGCAUGCUGGACUUCCUCAGCAAGGAGUUGAUUCGCUUGCAGGAAGAGCGACGCAUUCACGCCCUCGCCAUGUUGGCCGAGAGAGAGAGAAGGAUGAGGGAGGCUGAGGAGUCUGGUCGCAGGCAGGUGGAAGAGAGGAGGAGACGCGAGGAAGACGAAAUAUUCAAACAGCUCAUAAAGGUCCACCAGGACACGGUUGACACGUACCUAGAGGACGUCAUACUACAGACAGUCGAAAAUACGGCCGACCAACAAGCUAGGAGUGACAUUCAGAAGAUGGCCCAUCACAUCAACGAUGUUGCUUACGAUGUCGAGGAAAGGAUGUCUUUAUUAGAAAGGGAGGAUCUCGUUGCCGAACUGGUGCACAGUUUCUUGCUGCCUGAAGUGCAGAAGCAAAUGUCUCGGGAGAAAGUGAAAGCUCAGCAGAGGCAAUACCUUGUAGGUGCUCACAACGCACUAUACGGAGAGGCGUCUACAACUGAAAGCGAGGAGCAUGAUCAAAAAACCUGAACCAAUGAAACCAAUUGAUAGGUCUUAAAUGCCUUUCCACGUUUGCAAAUAAAAAAUGCAACAAAAAUUCUACCAAUUUCAUGUGAUGCAAUGUGUUGAGUGCACAAAUGCAAGUUUGCAAAUAGCAAUAAUUCUGAAUAUGAUUGUAAUAACAUGUGCCUUCUUUUGAUGGCUUGAUAAUUGUAUAUAUAUAUUUAGUUUGUAGAUUUGUUUUUUUAGUUGUAUUUAUUUUAGUCAAUAGUGUUUGCAUCCGAAUGCAGUGUUAUUUUAAUAACUAAUAGUAAUUGCAUCCGAAUGCAGUGUUAUUUUAAUAACUAAUAGUAAUUGCAUCCGAAUGCAGUGUCUAGGGUUUUUAAGUAGAAGGUGAUGCAACAAAGCUAUCUAUAAUAGUGGCAGUGUCUAGGGUUUUUAAGUAGAAGGUGAUGCAACAAAGCUAUCUAUAAUAGUGGCAGUGUACCUAACAAUGUAUGCACGUGUUCACAGGAUGGUGACUUGCCUGCCUACAUACCAGCAUUUGUUUUGUAUCACCUGGUAGUCUUAAUCUCUAAUUGUCACCGUACUAUAAGAAAAAUAACCCAUUCUCAUACAUUUGAUACUAUGGUACGAUAUAUUCUGUGUCAUUCUGUGAAUAUAUAUAAUGUGGUAUCCUGUGAA